Molecule: messenger RNA, 5152 nt
Organism: Ostrea edulis (European flat oyster)
Lineage: Eukaryota; Metazoa; Mollusca; Bivalvia; Ostreida; Ostreidae
Product: zinc finger protein OZF-like
Exons: 2
Coding region: 287-1525 (412 amino acids)
Biological process (GO): regulation of transcription by RNA polymerase II
Cellular component (GO): nucleus
Molecular function (GO): DNA-binding transcription factor activity, RNA polymerase II-specific; RNA polymerase II cis-regulatory region sequence-specific DNA binding
Source: RefSeq, a predicted model, not a curated record
GGGAUCGACAUUCUGAAUAUUGGGAGAUGGUUCCAAAACAACAUGAGCCAUGAGGUUGAACAGAAAUCCCAUCAACCCACUGAGAGAGAUGAAUCACGUUUUUAUUAAUACCAGACUAAGAACACUGUAGAAACUCCGGAAGACAACAAUGGAUUUACUUAAUGUGCAUACAGAGGAAUGAAAAUGGCCUUCCUAAGAUAGUUGUCUAUUAACGUACAAAACCAGUAGGCAAAGCUCUCCUAGCUCAGAAGAGUGCAUCAACUCCAUCAGAAGUAAAACAUCAAAUAUGUCAUCUUCACAUUCAAAAACUAGCGCAAAUGAAAAGGAUUUGGGGUGUAUCAAAUCUGUGGAUUCUGUCUGUGUAACAGGAGAUUUAAAGAAGUGUACUAUGAUAAUUCUGCAUGCAAGUGCAAACGGAAAAGGUGACAGACAUAGUGAAUGUGUGGAAGCAAGUAAAACUAAAGAUCAGAAAAACGAUUUACAGAAAUUUAUAAAAACACAUGCAGGUGAAGAACAAAGUUAUCAAUGUGAUGCCAAUGGGCAGGCAAUCAAUCAGACAGGGGACUUUGAAAAACACAUGAGGAUACAUGCUGUUGACAAGCCUUAUCAAUGUGAUGUCUGUGGGAAAUUAUUCAAUCAGUUAGGAAACUUACAGACACACAUGAGGACACAUACUGGUGAUAAACCUUACAAAUGUGAUGUUUGUGGGAAAAUGUUCAAUGUAAGAGGAAACUUACAAACACACAUGAGGACACAUACUGGUGAUAAACCUUACAAAUGUGAUGUCUGUGGAAAGGCAUUCAGUCAGAGAGACAUAUUGCAAAACCAUUUGAAGAUACAUACUGGUGAUAAACCUUAUGAAUGUAAUGUCUGUGGGAAGGCGUUCAUUCUAAAAGGAACAUUACAGACACACAUGAGGAUACACACUGGUGAUAAACCUUAUAAAUGUGAUGUCUGUGGGGAGAUGUUUAGUCAAAAGGAAACAUUAAAGACACACAUUAUGACACAUACUGGUGACAAACCUUAUAAGUGUGAUGUCUGUGGAAAGGCAUUCAAUCAUAGAGGAAACUUGAAGGUACACAUGAGGACACAUACUGGUGAUAAACCUUAUAAAUGUGAUGUCUGUGGAAAGGCAUUCAUGCAAAAAGGAACAUUACAGAUGCACAUGAGGACACAUAAUGGUGAUAAACCUUAUGAAUGUGAUGUCUGUGGGAAGGCAUUCAUUCAGACAGGAGACUUGCGUACACACAUGAGGACACAUACUGGUGAAAAGCCUUAUAAAUGUGAUGUUUGUGGGAAGGCAUUCAGGCAGACAGGAAACUUGCAAACACACAUGAAGACACAUACUGGUGAAAAGCCUUAUAAAUGUGAUGUCUGUGGGAAGGCAUUCAGUAUAACAGGAAAUUUACAGACGCACAUGAGGACACAUACUGGUGACAAACCUUACAAAUGUGAUGUUUGUGGGAAAGUGUUCAGUGUAACAGGAAACUUACAAACACACAUGAGGAUUCAUACUGGGGAUUAACCUUAUAAAUGCAUGUGAUUUUUGUGAGACAUGAAUAUUAAAGACACACAUGAGGACAAAUACUAAUUAUCAAUUUUAUUGAUGUGAUUUACCCCAAUGAAAUUGAGUAUAGUCUUAUAGAUUUAUUUAAUAUACAAAAUUACAAAUAUACAAAUAUCUUUGUAGUCAAAGCUGAAACAACAGUUAGGCCAAACAAAAUUGAUAAAUAGUUUCUCAGGCCAAAAUUUUUUAAUUUUGAUGAGGUAGAGAGGUAUUUUUAUGCCCCCGAGAUCGAAGAUGGGGGGGCAUAUUGUUUUUGUCCUGUCUGUCAUUCUGUAAUUCUGUCAUUCUGUCUGAAACUUUAACCUUGCUAAAAACUUUUGAACAUUAAGUCAUAGAGCUUUGAUAUUUCACAUGAAUAUUCCUUGUUACAAGACCUUUCUGUGGGUACCAACAUUUUCACCCCGUGACCUUGACCUUGGAGUUUGACCUACUUUUUGAAAACUUUAACCUUGCUAAUAACUUUUGAACAAUAAUUUUUUUUUUUUUUUCUUUUUUUAUAUUUUUUUUUUUUUAAACAUACACACAGUAUAUAUAUACAUACAUUAUGCAAAGAAACUUGUACAAAAUGUUUAUAAGAACUAUCAAAGGUAUAUGUAUAUAUUAUUUUCUGAGAGAGAGAGAGAGAGAGAUGAGUUCAGUCAUUAUUUAAUAUAUUUUAAAAGGGUACAUAUAUAUUGAAAUUUAUAAAAAAGAUAAUUUUCAAACAAAAAACAAAAAAAUAAACAACAACAGCAAACAAACACUCAAUGAAAUAAUUGAUUCCAGCGGUUCCAGCAGGUGUCAAACAAAUCUUUUUCACCAUUUUUAUAUGCAAUAUGUCUUUGAGUUUCAUAAAAUGUGUUCAUUAGCGAUAUUGCAACAUUUACAUUCAGUGUCUUCCCUUUACACCUCAUAGUAUAGAUAUAAUAUUUCAGCCAAAGAACAAGAUUAUUUUGUAUAGUUUUCUUUUCAUCCAAAAAUCCAAAAAUAAAAUUAUUUUUUGUUAUUGAUAUUUGAAGAUUGGUCUUAUGUUCAAAACAAACUUCAAAUUCUCUUAAGAAAUGCUGAACACUAUCACAUUCCCAAAACAAAUGUUCAAUUGUUUCUUCUUCUAUCUGACAGAAUGUACAAUUCUUAUCAUCUCUAAUUUUGAUUUUGAAUAAGUAUGAGUUUGAAGCUAAAAUUUUGUUCAGAAUUCUGUAUUGAAACCACUGCAGUUUACAAUUACUUGUAACUUUAAAGGGCAGUCUGAAGAUCAUUUUCCAUUCUGUGUCAUUUAAUUCAAAUAUUUCAUUCCACUUUCUUUUACCAGUAGGUUCUGUGCAGUUUUGAUUGAGAAGAGUAUAAAAUUGUCUUGAUUUUUUGCAUCGUAGAAGAGUGUAUAUACUCAACAUAAUCAGAGGGUUUGUUAAUUUAAUUAAUUUUUUAUCAAACUUGACUUUUUUCAUCCAUGCUUUAAUAGCAUUUAUGACACUCAUAUAUUCUAAAAAAUUGAUUUUUACUUUUGGAUAAAUGUUACAGAAAGAUUCAUAAGUCAGGAACAAACCCUCUUCAUCAAUAAGGUCAUUAAGGUAUUUAAUAUUAUUGAGAAACAUGGAUUUAUUGAGAAAUGCUUUCCCACCCACAAGAAAGUUAGAAUUGUAAAAUAUUGGAGUAUCUACUGUUACUGUAAAUGGAUUUUGUUUAAGCUGUAGCUCAAUCCAAGAAUCAAAUACAUCAACCCAAAAUUUGUUUUUCAGCGAUGUCUUAAUGUUUUUUAUGUAUUCUAUUCCACAUGUAGUAACUUUAUUAAGAUCUAAAUUUGGUAUAAAAUUAUGUAAACCCCUAUCUGAAAAAAGGAGUUGUCUCAUCCAAAACAAUUUUAAAGAGGCUAUAAAAGCCUUUACAUUGAUCAUUUUUAACCCACCAUCCUCAUAUUGCUUUACGAUUACCUCUUUUUUAAUUCUAUGUUGAGAAUGGCUCCACAAGAAAGAAAAGAAUAGUUUAUCUAAUUCUUUACAAUAGCUGUCAUCAGGAUUUGGAAUUGCCAUAAAAAUAUGAUUUAAUAGAGGCAAGACCAGAGUUUUGAUCACAGUAAUUUUUCCUAUUGGUGUCAAAUGUCUUUUCUCCCAUUGAUUUAAGAUUGAUUUUAUUCUGCUUAGCUUUGGCUGAUAAUUUAGUUUUGACAUGUUCUGUAAUUCUACAUCAAAAUUAAUUCCAAGUAGAGUAAACUUACAAGUCCCCCAAUUCAGAUGAAAGUCUUUAGAAAGGGUAUCCUGACUAUAUUUUUUUGAUCCAAUCCAUACUGUAUUGGUUUUUGAAAAAUUAACUUUUAGUCCUGACAUUUCAGAGAAGUGUCACAAUACUUUUAUUGUUUCUAGAAGAGAUUCCUUGCUACCAUCAAGUAUAAUUGAUGUAUCAUCGGCUAGUUGUGAAAUUUUCUUUUCAUUGUUAUUUAUAGUUAUACCUUUAAUACUUUUAUUUUCUCUUAUUUGUAUAGCUAAAAUUUCUGCGCAAAGAAGAAAAAUAUAAGGUGAUAAAGGAUCACCUUGUCUACAUCCUCUUUGAAUGUUGAAAGAUGCCGAGAGAUUGCCACCUUGGUUAAUAGUAGAUAUGAUGUUAUGAUAGAAUAAUUUCACCCAUUCAUGAAUAAUUUGAACAAUAAUUGAUAGAGCUUUGAUAUUUCACAUGAGUGUUCCAUGUGACAAGACCUUUCCAUGGGUACCAACAUUUUUGACCAUGUCACCUUGACCUUGGAGUAUGACCUACUUUUUGAAAACUUUAACAUUGCUAAUAACUUUUAAACAAUAAGUGAUAGAGCUUUGAUAUUUCACAUGAGUAUUCCUUGUGACAAGACCUUUCCAUGGGUACCAAUAUUUUUGACCCCUUGACCUUGGAGUUUGACCUACUUUUUGAAAACUUUAACCUUGCUAAUAACUUUUGAACAAUAAGUGAUAGAGCUUGAUAUUUCACAUGAGUAUUCCUUGUGACAACACCUUUCCGUGGGUACCAACAUUUUUGACACCGUGACCUUGAUGUUUGACCUACUUUUUGAAAACUUUAACCUUGCAAAUACCUUUUGAACAGUAAGUGAUGGAGCUUUGAUAUUUCACAUGAGUAUUCCUUGUGACAAGACCUUUCCGUGGGUACCAACAUUUUUGACCCUGUGACCUUGACCUUGGAGUUUGAUCUACUUUUUGAAAACUUUAACCUUGCUAAUAACUUUUGAACAGUAAGAGAUAGAGUUUUGAUAUUUCACAUGAGUAUUUCUUUUUACAAGAUCUUUCCGUUGGUAUUGAACCUUUUGACCUUGACAUUUGACCUAUUUUAAUUUUUUUUUUUUUUUUUUUACAUUGGUCAUAACUUCUAAAUGGUAAAUAUUAGAGCUUUCAUAUUGUACAUGAGCAUUUCUUUUGACAAGAUCUUUCUACUGGUACCAAGAUAUUUGCCCUUGUGAUCUUGGCCAUCUUCGGAAUUGGCCAUUAUUGGGGGCAUUUGUGUUUCACAAACACAUCUUGUUUUAAAUGCAUCUGAAUGUUUGGACUGUUGGUUUUAAUAUCUACUCAUUUUCCGACUACUAGUACCCGUAUUUGCUUCAAAGAAUUGAAAAUAAAUACAAUUGACAUC